AUGUGCUCAGUUCUGUGCUAUCGUCACCACAGCUUCACUCGUUUACAAGGAAUUCGCAACAUGAGCACAAUGCCAGAGGAUGCGUGCUUUGUGUGCUACUAUGCCUACGGAGCAUCGGCUGGUCGAGAAUGGUAUGUCAAUCCUGCUAUGCAGUUCAAAGACGACAGUAUCAGCGAUGCUGACCUAGCAUUACUCAACAGGGUUUUCAAAAAAAUGUUUCACUUCGAUUCUUUUUUGUUGUUCGGUCCUUCAGGCAGACGUUGCCGAUGCCACCGCGCUGCAGCUGCUGCAAUGUGA
This is a messenger RNA of Cylicocyclus nassatus, 297 nucleotides long. The record is from the annotation of a GenBank genome assembly. Lineage: Eukaryota; Metazoa; Nematoda; Chromadorea; Rhabditida; Strongylidae.